This is a messenger RNA of Aspergillus affinis, 423 nucleotides long. RefSeq lists its product as uncharacterized. The coding region runs from base 1 to 423 and encodes 140 amino acids. The transcript is spliced from 4 exons. Lineage: Eukaryota; Fungi; Ascomycota; Eurotiomycetes; Eurotiales; Aspergillaceae. The record is from RefSeq and is a predicted model, not a curated record.
AUGCUUUUCAAGUUUGCCGCCGUUACCUUGUUCCUAGCAGGGCAAUGCCUUGCGUCUGCGAUCCACAAAAUCGACCAACAACAGACUCUCUUGGCCAACGGAGAUGUCGGCGCUCUGGGCUGUACCGAUGCUGGCCGCGAGAAUCCGAACUAUUCCAUGGCCAACGAGGAGACCGUCCCGUCCGAGGAGCCUGAGGCCGAAACUGUCGUGGAGCACUACGAGAUCACCGUUGAGAAGACCGUAGACAUGCAAGUUGAACACUCUAUUGAAGUUGAUGACGAGAAUAAAUGUGUCGUUGCCGGAUUUGCUCCCUUUUGCAAGGGUGAAUGUCCCAAUGGCUAUAAGGAAAAAGCCAGGGGUCGAUGCCUAGGACCAGGCCCCUGCUGUAUCAGCGGAUCAAAGGCACUGUGCUGCACCGAUUAG